AUGCCAGCGGUGAACACCAGAUUGACCAGCCUUCUGGGAAUACGAGCCCCGGUCGUGUCUGCGGCCAUGGCCUAUGGCUCUUCUCCCAAGCUCGCCUUAGAAGUAUCCCGCGGUGGAGGCUUCGGUUUCUACGGCGUAGGUGCAGCGACACCUAACAAGCUGCGCGAGGACCUCUUGCAGGCACGCGCCAGCGUCUCCGACCUGGGUAACAAGCCGCUCCCCAUCGGAUGUGGCUUCAUAGGCUGGAUCUUGGACUCCCAGGAGGAGGAGUACAAGAAACUCGUGGACACCGCAAUCGAAAGCGGCGUCCGCGCAAUCUGGGUCUCCUUCGGCAACGACCUUCCACGCUGGAUCAACUACAUCCGCGGCUCACCGGCAUAUGCCGUCCACAAACCACUCAUUUUUGCACAAGUUACGUCGCUGGAAGAGGCGAUCAAGGCCGUGAACGAUUGGAAAGUCGAUGUGCUCGUUGUCCAAGGUAACGAGUCUGGCGGCCAUGGGGGCGCCGCCGCGCCUAGCACGAUGGUACUACUGUCAGAAGUCCUCGCUGCCCUCCCCAAGGAGAGCGCCCCUCCUGUCCUCGCCGCAGGCGGAAUCGCCAACGGCACCCAGGCCGCCGCAUACCUCACCGCUGGUGCCUCCGGCGCCGUCCUCGGCACGCGUUUCCUACUCACCCCCGAGAGCCCGUACUCCGAUGCGCAGAAGAGCGUCCUCUUGGGCGCAAACUCGCUCCAGACGGUGCGCUCGCUCGCCUUCGACGACGCGCGUGGCACGAACAGCUGGCCCGCGGGCGUAGACGGGCGCGGGAUCCGCAACAAGAUUGUCGGGGACGCCGAGGCUGGGGCGGACGCCCAGACGCUGCAGGAGCGGUUCCGCGCCGCUGCGCAGGCUGGCGAUCCUGAGUACCUCCUCGUGUGGUCUGGGCAGGGCGUCUCGCUCGUGAACGACAUCAAGCCGGCAAAGGAUAUCGUGGAGGAGUUGCAUGCAGACAUCGUUCAAGCCCUCCAACGCGCCCAGCGGCUUCUGGGAUGA
Trametes versicolor FP-101664 SS1 is the source of this 1032-nucleotide messenger RNA. Its product is annotated as 2-nitropropane dioxygenase. Gene Ontology annotation, molecular function: oxidoreductase activity, acting on the CH-CH group of donors; nitronate monooxygenase activity. Gene Ontology annotation, biological process: 'de novo' pyrimidine nucleobase biosynthetic process. The record is from RefSeq and is a predicted model, not a curated record. The transcript is spliced from 6 exons. The coding region runs from base 1 to 1032 and encodes 343 amino acids. NCBI's taxonomy places the organism in Eukaryota, Fungi, Basidiomycota, Agaricomycetes, Polyporales, Polyporaceae.